CUGCUACUGAUCGUGGAAAAUAAAUUUCAAAAACAUAAAUAAUUUUGCAAACUUUUGGCAAAGAGACAAAGUUGACGCUGUGUGCCUUUUAUAGGCGGUGUUCUAUCAUUUUUACUUGUAUCAGAUUGGAUUGUGAUGGUGACCGAGUAAGAAAUUGCGAAUCGUCGAAAGAAAAAUGGCCUGCAUUUUGCGUUCGUCGCGUGUGACGAUCAGUGGAAGAGGGCUGCUUCAUCCCGGUGGUAAAACUCAUCCCCCUGUCAGACUGAUUUCUACCAAGCUUGUGAAAGUUGAAGAUUCGUCAAAGCCACCUCCAUGGCCUUACGAAACGAAGAAGUACCGAUGGUAUCACAGCAUCUUAAACAUCGAUAAUACGUUUUGGAGAUUUGACGAGAAUACCAAGGUGAUUUUUAUCGAGGGGAACAUCGGAGCAGGGAAGACAACAUUGGCGCAGAACUUGGCUGAUCAGCUGGGCAUGAAGUAUUUCCCCGAAGCAUCAUUGGAAAAGGACGUCUAUCCCUAUUUGUUCUCGUAUAACUUGAAGGAUUAUAAUGAUCGGCUGCAAGGAACAGCCAAGCAUUUCGAUGUCGAGGACUUCUACAAAGAUCCCAAAAACUGGAAGGUUGCAGAAUUCCAGUUUAUGAAAUAUAUUGCAAGAUGCAAUCAGUACAAUGUGGCCCUACUACACCUUUUUAGCACAGGCCAAGGAGUCAUUCUAGAACGGUCCUGUUUCAGCGAUUUUGUCUUUGUUGAUGCAAUGACAAAGAUGGGUUACAUGUCGCGUCCAGCGCGAAGGCAUUAUUACGAUGUGAAAACUAAUACCAUUAUGGACUACAUGCGGCCACAUUGCGUCAUUUACCUGGACGCUCCGGUGGAUGUUUGUUAUGAUCGCGUCAUGAAGAGGAACAUCCCUUAUGAAGUCAAUUCUCCGGCUAUGAAUAAGGAAUAUUUAAAGGAAAUUGAACGUGGUUACAAAAAUCAUUACUUGAAACAAAUGGAACCGUACGUGGAGAUGAUCGUUUAUGACUGGACAAAACCAGCUGAUGCAGACAUUGUCGCUGAGGAUUUGGAAAAGAUUGAUUUUGACAAAGAUCGUGUGUAUUUUGAUCCGAAAUUUCGCGACUGGAGAAACCAGACACUGCAUUCUGAAUGGGAUGAACUUCGUAUAAAAUAUACAAACUGGGACACCGAAGACCGAUGGAAUCACUUUUUACCUCCCGAUCGCCAUGGCGCAGUAGAACUGUAUGUUACACCAGAUGAUAACUUUGAGUGGGAACAACUCGAAAAAGAGAUCGAAGCCAAACAGAGCAAGUACUAUCGAAGACCGGACGACUGGUGGGGCCGAUUCAAGCAGAUAUUUGCUUUCUAAUGUGUGGUUGACUUGUGCUGUACAGAAAAAUUUCAGGAUGUUCUCGAUUCGUUAUCUUGCUGCCGUGUAAUAAGAUUAUGCUUAUGCGUAGGAAUUUGAAAUUCGGUGCCGAAUUCCGUUGAUUCUACUAGAUUAACAAAAUCUUUAAUACCAUUUUAACACAUAUUAAUAAUAUUUUCUGUUUUCACAGUUAACACAAUCGACAAAAGUAUCCAUCACAUUU
Messenger RNA from Paramacrobiotus metropolitanus, 1589 nucleotides. RefSeq names its product NADH dehydrogenase [ubiquinone] 1 alpha subcomplex subunit 10, mitochondrial-like. Gene Ontology annotation, biological process: mitochondrial electron transport, NADH to ubiquinone. Bases 176 to 1366 code for a protein of 396 amino acids. Gene Ontology annotation, cellular component: cytoplasm. The transcript has 6 exons. The record is from RefSeq and is a predicted model, not a curated record. Lineage: Eukaryota; Metazoa; Tardigrada; Eutardigrada; Parachela; Macrobiotidae.